AUGUACAUCCCCAAGAAAUACCUUGAAGAAGAUUGGGAACAAGUGGAGUAUCUUAUCAAGACAUACCCACUUGCUACUAUCAUUACUCAUGAUGCCAACGAAGGAAUCAUUGCCAACCAUAUUCCCUUAGUUCUUCAAAAGGAUUCUGAAUCUGGUGAAACGUAUCUUUGUGCACAUGUUGCUAAGACUAACCAUCAGCUUCCAUCGUUAAAGGAGAAUCCAUCUGUGUUAAUCAUCUUCCAAUCGUCCAAUUCAUAUGUUUCACCUUCAUAUUACCCUCAAAAGAAGAUUGAUCACAAGGUGGUUCCUACUUGGGAUUUUGCGGCUGUUCACAUCGAUGCCUCAAGUCAAGUAGUAGAUGACGGUGACUUUGUUAGAAAGCAAUUGGAAGCUUUAAGUAGCCAACAAGAAGCUAAAAGAGAUGAGCCAUGGAGUGUCAAGGAUGCUCCAGAGAAAUACACUCAAUUGUUACAGAAAGCCAUUACUGGUGUUCAGUUCAAGAUCAACACCUUUCAAUGUAAGUACAAGUUUGAACAAGCUAUGGGUAAAGAUAAUGUGGAUGGAGUUGUCAAGGGAUUUGCUCAAGACGGACUUACGGAACAAUCUGAUCUUGUUUUAGUUUCAAAUCAAAGAUUUGAAAGAAGAAAGGCUGCUACUAAAUAG
Lizanozyma spartinae is the source of this 663-nucleotide messenger RNA. RefSeq lists its product as uncharacterized. The transcript has a single exon. The record is from RefSeq and is a predicted model, not a curated record. The coding region runs from base 1 to 663 and encodes 220 amino acids. NCBI's taxonomy places the organism in Eukaryota, Fungi, Ascomycota, Pichiomycetes, Serinales, Debaryomycetaceae.